This is a messenger RNA of Paecilomyces variotii, 3685 nucleotides long. Its product is annotated as PXA domain-containing protein. NCBI's taxonomy places the organism in Eukaryota, Fungi, Ascomycota, Eurotiomycetes, Eurotiales, Thermoascaceae. The record is from RefSeq and is a predicted model, not a curated record. The transcript has 2 exons. Bases 155 to 3232 code for a protein of 1025 amino acids. Gene Ontology annotation, molecular function: phosphatidylinositol binding. Gene Ontology annotation, cellular component: intracellular membrane-bounded organelle.
CAGCUCGGGAGCGAACACCUCCUGUGCUACGGCUGUUAACCAACACCUCAAAACAUCGCACCAUCUCUGGACUCUCUCCGUGCGAAUCCGCCAAAAUACGUCUUAUGGCUCUAGCCUCUGUGGAACUCGCUGCAGUUCAAGCGCUGCGAGGGCCAUGGAUCACUCUGUUGACACCGUUGCCGCACUCCGCUCUUCUCCUCAAGCCCAAGAUGCGGGAAGCACAUGCGAUGACUCUGAGUCGGUAAAGCAGAACGCUGCUUAUCCAGACAAAAGCUCGAUAUCCUCUCCUCCACAGCAGUCUCUAACUGAUCAUGUUCUCCAUUUCUGUUCCGCCGCCAGUAACGAAGCUAUCGUUGCUGCUGGCGUUUGUCUAGCAGCUGUGACGGUAAUACUCUUUGGAAGAAUUGGACUGGUUCUGGUUGGUAUUGUCGCCGGCAUUAUAUUGCAUGCUUCCUGGGGAGAUGCCUAUCUGCAAUCUCACGGCGGAGUACCAAGAAGGGAGCUGGCUCGCAGACUUCUUGACUGGCCGAAGAAUGAAUUCGAGGACAAUGAAAUCUCUCAGGAUAUAGCACUAUCACGGCGGAGUUCGCGAGUUGCCGUGGACUACUCUAAGCUUCCCCCGGCGACGGCUGCUGCCUUGAACUCGCUCACAGACGCAAUAAUCAGAGACUAUGUGAAGUAUUGGUAUACGCCAAUUCUCCCAUCGGAAGCAUCGUUCCCAGACUCUUGUCAGAGAACACUGACUGCUUUUAUCUCAUCGAUGUCGUCGCACCUUUCUCGGAAACGACCUACGGACACAUUCUUACAGUUCCUUAUGAAUUCUUCCUCUAUGAUUAUCGUAUUUCUCAGUGAACUCUCCGCAGCGCUAGGUGCAGGGCUGCCCGUCUCAUCCACACCCGAGGAGGCGAUUUCGAACUAUCUCCAACAGAACCCGGACAGCAGCCUAGCCAAUGUUUUGGCUGCGGAACAACAACGGAAGAAACUCAACAUGGUCGCCGAUGAUAUACUAGCGAGCUUUCUUGAUGUUACCGCAUACAGGUGUGAACCUGUAAGGCAUUUCCUCCGGGAGGUCUUCGCUGGCGUCGUCCUAGAGGCAGUUAUCAAAUCCUGUUCGAGCCCUCAGUUCAUCAAUAGCUGGAUAGUAUAUCUCCUCGAGGAGGGAGAACCGGAGCUCAUGAAUGCUAUCGACGCCGGCGUGGAGGGGGCGCGCAAAGAUGGAAAUGUAGCGACUAGUUCAGCCCCUAUUGAUGAGAGAAUCCGGACUACGAGUUCCGAGGGACGAGUUCGCUCUGAAUCACUGCCUUCUUCAAGCUUUAAUCUGGAGACUACUAAAGGAGGCGACGCAACCGCACAGACAACGAAUGGCAGGGCAUAUAAGAGCAUGUCUCUGGCAAUUGAGGAUGUCUCGGAAAGCGCCAAGAAGGACCUGCUCCAUAAUGGCCGAGAUGCACAUUAUACAAUUAAAGACGAAUCGAUUUCUAGACACUCUUCUGACGAUGAUGAUACAAGGGAGCGCGGAGGCGGUGAUGGCAAAGAGAACGCUAUUCCUACUGAGAUUCCACGCGAUGGCUCCGAACAGACUUCGAAUAAGAAAGGUUUCACAGACUUUGACCAACUUCUUCCACAAAAGCUGCCCACGUCUCCCCAGAGUCAGCCAACAGCCCCGCAAGCGGAACUGACCCCCCCAUUAACACUUCACUCUGCUUCGGUGUCGAUAGAUGACCUCUCCGAAUCUGGAGACAAGGGAUCGAUACGCGCCAAACCGAGUGGAGACUAUGCGCUGCAGAUCGAGCCUGCCUCAUCACGCUAUCCAGGAUGGAUAGUCUUCAGAAAAUACAGUGACUUUGAGUCUCUACAUGAGGUUCUCGGUCCGAUCUCUAGGCUCAACCAUAUUCAUGAUUUCGUCGAGAAUCACCCGGCACUGCCUACCUGGAAGGGCAAGACCAAGCAAACUCUCAAACAAGGCUUGGAAAAUUAUCUCCGUGAUGCCCUUCGACACGAGACCCUCGCUGAGAGCGAACGCAUGAGACGGUUCCUUGGGAAAGACCGGAAUCUAGAUGCUGCACCCAAGACUCCUUUGAAAAGCGGUUUCUCUUUUCCUGGACAAACUGCAUUUGAAGGUGUGGGGAAAGGUGUUUUGGAGGUUCUCACGAACGCCCCGAAAGGCGUUGCUGGGAGUAGCAAAUCUGUAUUUGGCGGAGUGACAGGGGUCUUUGGUGUAAGUGGCAACAAGAGGUCUAGCAGCUUGAGCAUUGGGAGGCAAUCUCCGCCUGCUACCUUGCAUCAUGAAGCCGCUGCAAGAUCUGCGGAUGGAAACGUCGACAAAGAUUUGAAAAAAGACAGACACCUCAGUACUCCAAACCUUCCUUCUGAGUCGAACGCGGACAUUGGGCCAAGGACGUCAAUGGAUAGCACCAGAGGCUCGCUCAAGAGCCUGUCCCCUCCAAGUCCAGAAUGCGAUAGUGCCCCAAAUACGCUAUCAGAAUCGGACACGAAACGUGACCAUACUGGUCAGGACACAUUUGAUAGAAACGAAUUAGAGAGGGAGGCACAGACUGUUUCCCUUUCCCGACCCCCGACGGAAAUUCCACGACCCAGUGACGGUGUCUCAGCCUCCAUUGGCUCCUCAGAACCAGAAACUCCUUCGCCGGCCGUUUCUCUGUCGACCGCAGGUGGAGCAAGAUCGAGUCUCUCGCAAGGGCCCACCAAAGCAGACAAGGCAAGUGAGAAAACCAGCUCCCUAUCCUCGGAAGAGGCUCAGAUUGCUGUGGAGCUCAUUUUUGCCGUCAUUAACGAAUUAUAUACGUUGUCUUCGGCGUGGAACUUCAGGAAGACCCUCCUGAACGCCGCUAAAUCAUAUAUUCUGCGGCCUGGGAACCCGAACCUAGAGGCGAUCCGUGCAUUGCUCCAAGAAUCGGUGAUUGAAACGUACACCAAGGAUGAGACACUUGCAGAUCAAAUCAAAAAGCUGCGGGAAAAUUGCCUUCCUACGGAAGAUGAAUUAAAGACAUGGCCACCACCACCAACUGAUAAUGAGCAGGAGAAACUAAGGAAUAACGCGCGCAAACUCCUCGUUGAAAGAGGCAUGCCCCAGGCCCUCGUCAGUGUUAUGGGUGCUGCUGCGACUGGAGAAGCACUUGGAAAGGUUUUUGACUGUCUCCAGAUCGAAGUAGUUGCUCGCGGCUUCGUAUUUGCUCUCUUGCUCCAGGCACUGAAGACAGCUACCCUAUGAGACCAUGCGAAGGGAUUAUCGGAGUUUCAGACUCUUGUCAAUCGUGUUUCGAUGAGCUGCAAACUUCGAGUGACUUGAGACGGUUGACGAUAGAAAAAAGCUUAUCGUAUUAGCAUUAUAUGUACUUACUCUUGGUUACCUUUGGGAUGGCGUGCUUUGGGGAUAAGGGAGCUAUUGUAUACUCUAGCUGUCAUCAUGUACAUAUACCGUUUUAUAUACGUGGGCCGGUUUGGGACCUCGGAGUUGUCCAGGAGCGGGGAUUAUUAUUGUAUGUUCUGAGCUACGGUUAUGUAGCUACAGGAGAUUCAUAAAAUACGUCCAUCUAAGCAAUACAAGUUACUACUAGCUAGCAUUGGUCCUUGAAUAACGCAAAGGAUGUUUACUAGGAAUUUUUUUUGUAUGCAGAGGGAAGAGAGAAAAACACCGACAUUCGAAUUCUUUUUUUUUUUUUAC